GCCCUUCGGGGUCUUGUGCUUCGUGUGGGGUGCCCUGGCAGCGGUGGCGACGGCAGGAACGGAGACCGCGCGGGGUUCCAGAGCGCAGCAUCGCCGUCCUGGUCGUGGGUGAUUACCUGAAACUAUUUGAGAUUAAGAACAGCAUAGUGUUGGUGAUUAGAAAAAUCAAAGGGAUGGAGAUUGCAACCGACUGCAAGGCUGACCCCAGAGAGCUCGAAAAGCCUGCGUGGCUCCUCGCCCAGGAUGACGACGACUACCACGACUACGAAUACAUCGAUAGGGACGCCCUCAGGGUCCUGUUGGACAAAGACAGGGAGGAGACGCAGCGGAGCAUGGCUGCAGAGGAAGGUCGGCUCUCGAGGCACGACUCCGAGAACUCGCUCUACGAGGAGAUAAAGGCCCUCGAGGCGGCCAGGGAGAGCAGGGCGCUGGAAGAGCGAAGUCACACAGAACAACAAAGGGAACAACAAAAAUGCCAAGAGAGACGGGGGGUC
Molecule: messenger RNA, 494 nt
Organism: Penaeus monodon (black tiger shrimp)
Lineage: Eukaryota; Metazoa; Arthropoda; Malacostraca; Decapoda; Penaeidae
Product: pre-mRNA 3'-end-processing factor FIP1-like
Source: RefSeq, a predicted model, not a curated record